Molecule: messenger RNA, 1117 nt
Organism: Drosophila willistoni
Lineage: Eukaryota; Metazoa; Arthropoda; Insecta; Diptera; Drosophilidae
Gene: Zip42C.2
Product: zinc transporter ZIP1
Exons: 2
Coding region: 1-972 (323 amino acids)
Biological process (GO): zinc ion transmembrane transport
Cellular component (GO): plasma membrane
Molecular function (GO): zinc ion transmembrane transporter activity
Source: RefSeq, a predicted model, not a curated record
AUGUCUGAGAAUCAUCAGCUGGUGGUGGCCAAAAUUGUGGCCAUUGUGGUGCUUCUAUUGGUCACAUUGAUCUUUUGUUUUAUCCCCUAUCUGUUGGAUCGCUUUUACAAGUGGACAAAACGCAGCCAGAGCAAUGCUCGAGACUUCCUAGCUGUUCUAUGUUUGCUUAAUUUUGGCGGUGGUGUCCUUAUAGCCACCACAUUUGUUCAUAUGCUGCCGGAGGUGCUGAAAGUGGUGAAUGCUCUACAGGAAUGCAAUAUGCUGGCAUCCACACCAUUCGGCUUACCCGAAGUUCUAAUGGCCACUGGCUUUUAUUUAAUGUACUCCAUUGAGGAGAUUAUGUAUCUCGUGGUGCGGAAGAGGCAGGAACGCAAACAGCAACCAAAGCAAUUGGUGGAAAUAGUUGAGAAGGAUCAGCAACUUGAGAUUGAAGUGAAAGUGGAGGACGAGCAGCAGUCGCAGCCGAUGACGCAGGUGUCGGAGCUGGAGGAACCCAAUUGGUUGCGUGGCCUUGGCAUAAUUGUGGCUCUGUCAUUGCAUGAACUAUUUGGAGGCAUGGCCAUUGGCUUGGAGAUGAGUGUGGAUACCGUGUGGUUUAUGUGUGCUGCAAUUGCCUGCCACAAACUUGUGCUGGCCUUUUGCAUUGGCAUGGAAAUCAUGAUGGCCCACACCAGAUGGCUGAUUGCGGUCAUCUAUCUGGUCAUCUUCUCCAUUGUCACGCCCAUUGGUGUGGGCAUUGGCAUAGCUGUCAGUGAGACGGCCAGUGCUAAUCAGCCCAGCAUUGCGUCGGGCAUUCUACAGGGUAUAGCCUGUGGCACUUUACUGUACGUGGUCUUUUUCGAAAUCGUUGCCAAAAAUCAUGCCGGCUGGCGUGUCUUCCUCUCGUCCCUGGUGGGAUUCGUCCUCAUGUUUGGUCUUCAAAUAGCAAUUGGCGAGGCCUCUGGUAAAAGUCAUUUCGUAUGUCCCUCCUAGAUGGAUAUAUUUACCAUAGAGAAAGUCCGAAUUCUCAGAAUUAUCCUUACUCCAAGUAAGCCCACGAACAAAUCGAAUAUCUUACCAUAUUUUGUAUUGGCUAAUUCAUGUAACGCCCGAAAUAAAAAACAAGAGAUAAAUUAUA